Molecule: messenger RNA, 1164 nt
Organism: Morone saxatilis (striped sea-bass)
Lineage: Eukaryota; Metazoa; Chordata; Actinopteri; Moronidae
Product: M-phase inducer phosphatase 2-like
Exons: 11
Coding region: 1-1164 (387 amino acids)
Biological process (GO): protein dephosphorylation; positive regulation of cell cycle G2/M phase transition
Molecular function (GO): protein tyrosine phosphatase activity
Source: RefSeq, a predicted model, not a curated record
AUGGGAGCGACUGCAGAACCUUUCUCCCCUCCUACCCGACUGUUGCUGUUCUCCUUCACCGGAAGCCGGCUGACGAAGCCGCGAACAAGCCUCGGCAUGGAUCCCCCGAGCCCCAUGGAUUCUGUUGAAAUUGAGGACACAUUUGAAAGGGCCAUUCAACAGUCGAGCAGAGUUAUCAACGAAAAGAUGCCAAUUCGAAGAAUCAACUCAUUGCCACUCCAGCUGCAGAGUGUCAGUCCUUCUCUAAAGGGACAGGAAGCGGAUUCUCACCGCUAUGGAAUAUUCGGCCAACAACCCUCCCUAUCCUGUCAGCGCGGCAACAAGGAAAACAUGCCGGAGGAGGGCUUUGAAUUUAAGAAACCAACCAAGCCGGCAUCACGGUGCCGCGUGCGCUCCUUCAACAGCGGCCAGUCAAAGGACGCGUUUGCCCGCCGUCCCAGCUCAGCACCAGCCCUCAUGCUUUCUUCCCCUCCCCCAAUCCAGCAGCUUGACUUUUGCGACAGCCCCAUGUUCCUGAGACGUUCCUCUCUCACUACUUCUCUGGACGACGAAGACGACGGCUUCCUGGAAGUUCUGGAUGACAACAUGGAGGAUGACUCUGGGAUGCCAAUGGGAAUGGCCAGCUUGCUCACUGCCCCGCUGGUGACCGACAGCAUCGGAGAAGAUUCUCCUGUGAUUCGCUGUCGACCGCGGAGCCUGUUUCGCUCCCCUUCCAUGCCCAGUCCGGUGUCCCGUCCCUCUGUCAAACGUCCCGACUGCCCCAGAGACGAAAACACGCCAGUGAGGGUGAAAAGGCGACGCAGUCUGGCAGGAACACAAGUCACCACCCUGGAACAAAACCCUGAAUCCCCGAGAAUGGGCUUUUCUCUCUGCUCCAGGAGGUCCAAGUCCUGCUGCCAGACGGACAUUGAGAAGCCUUGCUGGGACGGACGAGGACGCUCUAACGAGCUAAUAGGAGGAUUUUCACCAAGGUCACCCCUCCACUGGUCAGCCACCACCACCACCACCACCACCCCCACACCUCCGGGGCUCAGGUCGAGGGAGAAGGAGUACACAUCUGCUCGUGGAGGAGGCCCCGGCAGCCAACAGAUGGACAGCAACACAGAGGGAGAAGACUCGAGCCUCUGGCCAGGAAUUCUGGAGGGAAAGACAGACAAAAGAUGA